AAAAGAUCUGUUGGCGGAAGUUCUAAGGACGAUGGUAUCGGUCACUUCCUACCAACAAGGAAGUCUCAAGUGCUUUAUUACUUUUUUUAAAUUCCUUCGAGAUUCUACAGGAACUUAUUUACGCACUCCUUUCACAAGAGCAAGUCAUCGUUUUGAGAUGGGAGAAGUACGAGCGUUGUGCUUCUUUGUGGCUGUGCUGGCAAUCGUCUGUAAUGUUUGCCAUGCCCAGACUGGAAUGGACGCAGUCAAGUACAUUGAGAAUUUUGAGAGCCAGGUUAAGGAGAUUUCACAAAAUUCUGUGACCAACUUCAUGAGAUCGUGCGAAUUAUUGGCGUCAUGUCAAGGGAACUGCUCCAGGCAAGCUUGUUUGCCAGUGCAAGGUGAUGACGAAGGUUAUGAGUGCAAACGUGUUACCAAUAAUUCGCAUUGUUAUAGUGUGGAUGGCAAUCUGGGGUGCCGAAACAUUCGUGUUUCUAUGGCAAAGAGCUUCGUUAGGUUAUCGACGGGUAUAAGCGGUCUGAUAGUUGAGGCAAAUACCACUAUCUGCUCUCAAAGGAACUUAGACGCAACUUUCAAAAAUACCUCUUCUCAUAACGAACCGAAUUCAACUUUCUGGGGUUACUUCGCUUCUGUGGAGGGCGUCCACCGAGCUUAUCCGGGUCGAGAUGUAUCACCGGAUAUAUGUACUUUUGAACCACGGAAGCGGCCAUGGUACAUGGGAGUGACUGCAAUCAAGAAAGAUGUCAUUGUGCUUCUUGACACUGGAAACACGAUGGGUGAUCUUCUUCCUGGCGACUUAUUGGACUCUGCAGACAUAACCAAGUUGAAUGCUUCGUUGUCUGUUGUGAACGAGCUUCUGGACACUUUCGCUUACGGCGAUCGCGUAACGGUCAUCACGUUCACUAACUCGGGAGCAAGGACCGUCCUUUCGCCUAUAACAGUUGGUGCAAAUGGGAUUUCAUCGCUGAAAACUGCACUGCAAGAUAGUGUAUCCCCUGAUGCUUCACAGGGGAGCUCCAAUCUGACGAGUGCAUUUAUUUUGGCAAAUCAAACGUUUGCAGCCACUAGUGCGCUCAAGGUUAUAUUGACAAUUACCGAUGGUCAAAUUAUGCCUGUGGACUCGGGAACCACGGCCAAUUCGACGAGCGUCUUUGCCUCCAUCCGCUCCCUCAACACCUUGCUUCAGAUUUACAGUUUCGACCGGGCACCUUCAGCAGCGAGUCGGCUAAAAACUUUGGCAUGUGACUGCUUUGGAACUUACGAAAGGAUAAUCACCACUGUCAAAAAUCCUCUUUGGACGCUGAGGUCUUAUUUUGGUAUACUGGCAAGAGUCCGGCUUACCGCAUCCAAGAACAUGCCGUAUUGGACUAAGCCUUACAACGAUAAUGGAAGCCUGGGGAAAGUGAUUACGGUGGUGUAUCCAGCCUUUGUUGACAACUACACGCUCAUCGGAGUAGCAGGCGUCGACGUCCUUCUCGAGGAUCUAGGACCCGUUACAUUAUCUGACCUCACAUCUGUAUUACUGCAACGUGGCAACACCGACUUGCUGACUGGCCUCUUGCCACCGCGACUUCCAUGUUCUUUUGGAUUAUCAACGGCGAAUCAAUGCCCAACUGGUACAGCACCGCCAAAUGCAUUAUGCCAUGCUACCGUCGCGAGCGGCCCCAGUUUCCAGCAACGUAUUUGCAGCUGCUCCGGAUUUUGUUUGGCUUCGGUAACAGACCGAAAGAGCUCUUUGUCACCUGCACAGAUUAGUGGGAUUGGGGUUGGGGUGGGACUUUCGGUUAUAUUCUUCGCUGCCCUCCUGUUCCUGUUCCGUGAAAAGAAAACGUCACAAAUUGAGAGAGAAACUAUUCCUCCUCUCGGUGCGCCACUAUUUUCAGACUCGAAGAUAGAGUUCAAGGCUAUUUCACCUCUCUCAUCCUCUUCUCUAAAGAUGUGUACUGUAUGUAGGGUCCGAUCACCAAGCUCAAGGCGAAGGUCGUUGAGAGCCAACUCUCUAGGUUGGGCAAGCCAAGCAAUGCAAACCCUGACGGAAUACACACAAGAGGACCUUGCGGCUGCAACAGACAACUGGAGCAGUACUGCCGAACUCGGUCGCGGUGCCCAUGGCCUGGUCUUCAAGGGUAUACUUUCAGAUGGCACCCCAGUAGCGAUAAAAAAACCCACCAGAGACGUCACCCAUGACACAUGGGACACUUUUGCCACAGAACUGGAGCUCCUGUCCAAGCUCAAUCACAAACGACUUGUGCGAUUGCUGGGUUACUGCAAGGAGGAGAUUAUUCUCGUCUACGAAUUUAUGGAGAACGGGACGCUCGCUGACUGGUUGCAUCCCAUGAAUCCAGAGUUGAAGCUUGGGUGGGAGAGAAGGCUGAAAAUUGCCUUGGGAGCUGCGAGGGGACUGGAGUAUCUCCACGAGUACGCCAUGCCGAAGACGUAUCAUGGGGAUGUUAAACCUGCCAACAUCUUGCUGGAUCAUGAAUGGGAGUCUCAUGUCUCAGACUUUGGACUGUCAAUUUGGAGUAAUGAUGACAAGGACCCAUAUCUGAUAGCGAGUCGCAUAGGGGGAACUUUCGGAUACCUGGACCCGGAAUUUGUCUCAAGCGGGCAAGUGACCUUCGCCAGCGACGUGUACAGUUUUGGCAUCGUACUCCUGGAGUUGAUCAGUGGCCGUCCGGUAGUGGUCGAGUACGAAAACAUCCGGGACUGGGCGACCAAGUAUGAAGAGGAUGAUGCCUUGGAAGACGUUCUGGAAAAGUCCCUUGAAACACCUGAAUGGAGUGUCGAUGUGUUGGUAGAGAUCGUGCGAAUUGCACUGAGGUGCACGGAGCGCAAGAAGCAAGACCGGCCUAAGAUGAAGGAAGUGGCUUCCUCAUUAGACCACGCUUGGCACUUCUGGGUGCGAUCGCAAGGAACCAUAAGUGAGGACUGCUCUUUAUCUGUCAUUGAACCCAGAUGACUGUGUGAAGCAGCACAAUUUGACCAUUUAAUUCCAGCGGUUAGUCCUGGUACUCCCCGUUCAUUGUUGCCAGGCAACCUGGUGCUUCCUGCAACUACGCUGUUUUUUGAAGAGCAGCCAUUGCGCACAAGAAAGCAAAACCUGAACAAAUGUUCCGAAAAUCAGCGGGAAGCACUUUCAGUGUUGAAGGCCAUGGCUUAUAGGAGAUGGACGGAAGAAGGUGAAAACCAAGUUGUCGAGUGCUGGUGUCGCAACUCGAACUUUAUCCCUUCUCCUGAGCGCACUUCGAGCAAGCUUCAUUCUAUAUUGCAGUGACUCAAAAGUGAGCUGUCUAUGAGGUAAAUGUUAGAGUUUGCACAGUAUUCCCAGAAGUAAGCGAAGGCUUCAAUGUAUGUAAUGAGGUUUUUAAGAAGAGCCCGACAAAUUGUGGAUCAACCUUCAAUUUCCCAGCUAGGUGAUCAGAGUAUCUGAGCCUUGAGAAAGUGUUGCGACGCGUGCGCCGAAAGGGUUAGCUCAAGUGCCAGUCGAAGUUGCUGUUCAAUAGUCUUCCACCAAUUUGCCGGUGGAAUUAUAAAAGCUCUGCGCAAGUGCGGGAGAUUCGUUGAUUAUUGUAUUGCAGUAGCGAAGUCCUGAAUGAAGCAAUGGCCAAUUAUAAUGUGGCUUAGUUACCUCUGCAGGAGCCUCGCCAACCACACACGCAUCCGAUAUCGUUCAUACAUGGGUUGGUUGGACAGUUAGAUGAGACUAGACCAAUUGAAUAUAGUUUGAUUAGAUCUAGUUCAAUUGGAAAGUUUUGUACACAGUUGAUGAGAAAAGUUUUUGGAAUAAGAUGAUAUAUGUAUAUA
Messenger RNA from Physcomitrium patens, 3804 nucleotides. The record is from RefSeq and is a predicted model, not a curated record. Lineage: Eukaryota; Viridiplantae; Streptophyta; Bryopsida; Funariales; Funariaceae.